ACCCGGUCGUUGGUUAUUAUUUGGAUUGUUGGAUUGAGAGAAGGUCGAGCGCUUGGAUCGUUUGGGGCUUCAGGAAGAAGAAGAAAAAAAAACCAAGAGAGAAAAGAGCAAUUGGGACAUUUCAAAAGGCAGAAAAAAGUCAUCGAUUUGGUCAAGAGAAAAUUUAAGAGGAAACCGCCAAAAUGGGAAGACUUAUUAAGAACCACUGGGCUAGACUCAUCGCUCUCACCGCCGCAGCUUACCAAAUUGCUGCCGCGCUCGAGUCGUUCUUAUGGCCUAAGAUUUUCUUCGACUUCCUGACGAAAUCGCUAGAUGGAGCCAUAAAACCGGUUCCGGCACUUCAGAUUAUAAAUCUGAUCUUGGGAGUAGCGAUAAUGGCGUGGGAAUGGCCGCUGGGCCUAAUCGCUGGAAGCGCGAUUCACCGAAGUAUCGAGGCCCGUCUCGCUACAUACCCUCUGGCUGCACUCGCCGCAGUCCUCAUAUACCAAGGCACGAACCCUGCUAUCUACUACGUGGUAGCGAUGGUCAUCUAUUUCGUGGCAUACAGUGAAGGCGAGAUUGUCUGCGCUAAACCAUGGACUCUACCGCAACGAGGCCGCUCGGGUGGCUCUAAGGCGUAAAGGUAGAACGGCGACUGCCUUUUCGCUUCGAUCGAGCAAAUGCACCCGGGCCUUGUACAAAUGUCAACUUCGGAUCUCACCUCUUUUCCUCGUUCUCACUCACGAUUAUGCGUCAGAGUAUGGCUCGGGAAAGGGCUGAGGCUGUCGUACAUACGAAAGCACAUAUCUCUCAUUUCCAUCUUCUGAGGAAUGAAUAUAUACCCCCGAUGUAUUGCACAUAUCUAUAACUCGCAUCGUCAAGCAUAAUAUAUCUAUAUAUUACAAAGAACAAAAUAUUAUUUAUGGAGAAAUACCAGUUUACUCCCAACUCUCGUCCGAUCCUCCUCGUUUUUACAUGCACGACACCGGCGUUGAUAUAACCCCCUUUUGCUUUUGAUUUGAUUUUUUCGGAUUUUUUAUAAGUCGGAGGAAUAUUGGGGGAGGGAACAGAAGAGGUGGACGAAAUCACUUUAUUUGGUAUUGCUAUUUAGGACGAGGCUAUGGUCUAUGAGAGCGCGGGUAUGAUUGCGAUUUUUACGGUCGAUGGUCAGAAUUAUAUUUGGCAGGUUAUUGUGGUUGCAGUUCCAAUGGCAAUGGCUGUGAGUCGGUGGCCCAGUCAACAU
This is a messenger RNA of Annulohypoxylon maeteangense, 1222 nucleotides long. RefSeq lists its product as uncharacterized. NCBI's taxonomy places the organism in Eukaryota, Fungi, Ascomycota, Sordariomycetes, Xylariales, Hypoxylaceae. The transcript has 3 exons. The coding region runs from base 183 to 620 and encodes 145 amino acids. The record is from RefSeq and is a predicted model, not a curated record.